AUGGCCUCCAUUGCUCGCUCCAUUCGCCCCUUGGCUUCUCGUGCCUUGGCUCAGAAGCCUCUUGCUUCCACCUGCCGCGCUGCACCUGCUUUCCGCUUCCCGCGGGGAACCCGGAGCUUCUCCCAGAGCCCACUCGCUCAGGUGAAGAAGUAUACCGAGUCGCACGAAUGGAUCGAGCUCGUUGAAGGCAGCAACACCGCCAAAAUCGGCAUCACCAAUUACGCUGCUCACUCUUUGGGCGACGUCGUUUUCGUUGAGCUCCCCGAAGUCGAUCUCGAGGUCGGCCCCGGUGAGCCCGUGGGAGCUGUUGAGUCGGUGAAGUCUGCCUCCGACGUCCUCUCUCCCGUGGCUGGAAAGGUCAUCCGGGGUAACGUCGUCCUGGAGGACAAUGCAAAGACGAUCAACGCCAGCCCCGAGGGUGAGGGCUGGAUCGCCGAGAUCGAGGUCGCAGACGUGGCUGCUCUCGAUGCUCUGCUUGAUGAGGCGGCUUACAAUGAGACUCUCGACCAGUAA
Molecule: messenger RNA, 513 nt
Organism: Penicillium oxalicum
Lineage: Eukaryota; Fungi; Ascomycota; Eurotiomycetes; Eurotiales; Aspergillaceae
Product: glycine decarboxylase subunit H
Exons: 3
Coding region: 1-513 (170 amino acids)
Biological process (GO): protein lipoylation; glycine decarboxylation via glycine cleavage system
Cellular component (GO): glycine cleavage complex; mitochondrion; cytoplasm
Source: RefSeq, a predicted model, not a curated record